UCACCUCGGGACUUUGGGGAGGGGUCAGAGGCCUUUCCCUUUUAUUUGAAUCUCUUUGGCCCUGGCAGGGCUAGACUGCAGUCCCCGGGGAGGAAGGAGAGAGGGGGAGGGGCCAUUGUGUUGGGAAAGUCCCCCUCCGGGAGCGGGUGAGGCUCAGGGAGUGAAGGGUUAAAGGUCCCCUGCCUGAUGGGUUAACCCUGUGGUGCCCGGCUACAGGCUACGACCAUCUGGGCCUCCCUUCCGCCCUCCCCCGACCCCCUCGGGCAGCCUCCUGAGCCCAGGGGUUAAAAGAGAGAAAAACUUUCCAACUUUCUCUGCGUCUCAGUACGAGAUUCAGAGAUAAUGGAAACUGAGGCCCAGGGCCUGAUGUGACAGGACGGAGGGGCCAGGGUGAGCGCCAGAGGGGGUGGGGCAGAACGGCUCACCUACCCCAGUACCCCUGCCGCGCGCACACACUCACACACACACACACACACGCACACGCACACAACCCCAGCCCUCUUGGGUUAGCCCAGGUCUAGCCUUCUGGUCAUCAGGCCAAUGCCACAUCCGGGGGUGUGGCCUCGCUGUGGUUGGGCAGGAGUGAGCUGGAGACCUGCGAAUAGUCCUCAGCCCUUACUGUCCCCGGCGCAGCAGCACCUCGAGUCGCCCGUGCCCAGCGCCCCGGAGGCCCUGGCGGGAGGCCCCACCCAGGCCGCCCCGGGAGUGCGCGGGGAGGAGGAGGAGUGGGCCCGGGAGAUCGGGGCCCAGCUGCGGCGGAUGGCGGACGACCUCAACGAGCAGUACGAGCGGCGGAGACAAGAAGAGCAGCAUCGACAUCGCCCAUCACCCUGGAGGGCCAUGUACAAUCUCUUCAUGGGACUCCUCCCCUUACCCAGGGAUCACGGAGCCCCGGAAAUGGAGCCCAACUAGGUGCCUACACCCGCCCUGGGGACGUCGGAGACUCGGGGGGCAGGAUCCCUCCGCCUCCUGACACCCUGGCCAGCGCGGGGGACUUCUUCUGCACCAUGUAGCAUACUGGACUGCCAGCCUUGCCUGUCCCAGGGGUGGGCAAGGGAAAGCCACUGGAGCCGGGCAGCCUGGGUGCACUGACGGAGAUACGGACUCGGGGGACCCUGGCCUCCCGAAAGCCAGGGGAGGGAGGGCUGACGGACUCAUGGUGACCGAGGGGGCUGUCCGCCUCUGCCGCCCACCACCAUCUCAGGAAAGGCUGCUGGUGCUGGCUGCCCGUUCCAGCUGCAGGGGGGCGCUGGGGGGGUCCCCAGUGCGCCUUCACUUUAGGCCUGGCCUCGGGCCCCUGGUGCUUCCCCCCCUCCUCUCGGGGAGGGGGCCUGUGAAGAGCAUAUGAGCCAAACCUGACCACUAGCCUCCUGGAGCCAGAGAAUGGGGGCCAUGUGACGGCCUCCUCACCCAGUGCCCGGCCAUCUUCCCUGAGCCACCGGCGGGCAGCAGCCGGUGCCUGCCUCACCUUCAUCUCGGGGUGUCCAGGAGGGGUCCAGACUGUGAAUCCUGUGCUCUGCCCGGGACCACCCCCCCAGCCCCCAUCCAUCCCAUUGCAUAGGUUUAGAGAGAGCACGUGUGAUCACUGGCAUUCAUUUGGGGGGUGGGAGAGACUGGCAGAAGCCACCCCAGCCUUAGUCUCCAGGGCAAAGCGCUGGGGAGGACCUUGGGGAGUCAGGGAGGGAGGGAAGUCUCAGAAGCGGGAGGAGUCUGGGAGCGGGGAGGGACGGCCCAGCCUGUAAGAUACUGUACAUGCACUGCUGUAGAUAUACUGGAAUGAAUUUUCUGUACAUGUUUGGUUAAUUUUUUUUGUACAUGAUUUUUGUAUGUUUCCUUUUCAAUAAAAUCAGAUUGAACAGUG
Molecule: messenger RNA, 1861 nt
Organism: Meriones unguiculatus (Mongolian gerbil)
Lineage: Eukaryota; Metazoa; Chordata; Mammalia; Rodentia; Muridae
Gene: Bbc3
Product: BCL2 binding component 3
Exons: 3
Coding region: 541-912 (123 amino acids)
Biological process (GO): release of cytochrome c from mitochondria; execution phase of apoptosis; intrinsic apoptotic signaling pathway in response to endoplasmic reticulum stress
Cellular component (GO): mitochondrion
Source: RefSeq, a predicted model, not a curated record